AUGCAGCGCAUCCUGAUGCUGCGUGGGCUGGUGUUGACGCCAGAGGAGGACAUAGAGGCGUGGUUGCAGUUCGCCAGCCUCUGCAGGGUCAAGAAGAACUACCGCAUCGCCAAAAAGGUGCUGGACGCUCCGGUGGGCCUGGCUUCGGGCAACGAGUGUUACGACAACGAUGACGGACUAGGAGUAGGUGGAGACCUCACCGGAGAGCUGAGGCAGCAGCUCUAUCAGCCGACGAAGCGCAGCCUCCCCAUCAAGCACAAGCUCAUGUUCGCAUGGGUCAAGCAGCGAAAGGCUCAGAACAAGAUGGGCGAAGCCCUGAAAGACCUCUCGCGGCUGGCGGCAGAGCUCUCCGAAGAGGAGAACUCCCUCAAGGUCAAGUGCCUCCUAAAGAUGGGCAACUGGGAGCUGAGCCUGGUGGCCCCCUCGAAGCCAUUGCCGGUACCCGUGCGCGACCGCGUCUUCACGGCUUUCAAGAAGGCCACGGAGCUAGAGGAGGACAACUACAAGGCUUGGCACCACUGGGCGAUGGUAAACUUCCGUGUGGUGGAGCUAGCCAUGCAGGAGGCUAGCAUGAGCAGGGGAGGGCAGAGGUUCAGACCAGGGCCUGGCAGGAGUUCGGGACGGCAGUACGGCAGGCAGACCGAGCAGGAGCGGAAGGUGUUCACGGAGAGGCUCGUUAGCGCGGCGAGAGGGUUCAUGAGGGCCAUCAUGCUCGGCAAGAAGAAGUGGAGUGCCCUCGUGCAGCAGGACAUGCUCAACCUUCUCAGCAUCUGGGUUCGGCACGGGAACACUCCGGAUGUGUCAGACGCUCUCAUGAACGACCCGGUCAACAUCGACACCAUCAACCUGGAUUGCUGGCUCGGGGUGGUGCCCCAGCUGAUCGCCUGCAUGAACCACAAGGACAAGGUCUGCCGGGAGGCGCUGCACAAGCUGCUCAUGCGCCUUGGCGAGAAACACCCCCAGGCAUUGGUGAACCCCCUCUCUGUUGCCCUCAAGAGUCCCAAGGAGGACAGGAAGUCGGCGGCGGAGAAGCUCAUGCAGCACAUGGUGCUCAACAGCAACUUCCUCGUCAAGGAGGCAUUGCUGGUGAGCACGGAGCUCAUCCGCGUGGCAAUCCUCUGGCACGAGCAGUGGCAUGAGGGCUUGGAGGAGGCGUCGAGACUGUACCACGGCGACCGCAACAUCCCUGCCAUGCUCAAAUUCAUGGAGCCACUUCACAAGGAGCUCGAGAAGGGUGCAUCCACUGCUAAGGAGGACAGCUUCCAGAAGGCGUACGGCAAGGAGCUCUCUCAAGCCUGGACCUCCAUAAAGAAGUAUCAGGCCAUCAUGGAGGAAGCACGAAAGGCGGGCUACAACCCCACGGAGAACGAGAGCCACCACCAGCCGGGACACAACCCCGAGGGCGCGAGGUUGCACGGCGGGGCGCUGAACCACCUUAAUGAGGCGUGGAUCCUGUACUACGAUGUCUUCAGGAAGAUCAACAAGCAUCUGCCUCAGAUGUCGGUGCUGCAGCUUGAGCUGGUGAGCCCGUUGUUGCUCAAGUCGCGCGACCUGUCUCUGGCGGUGCCUGGCACGUACCGCGUAGACAACAGCUGCGUCAGGAUCCACAAGUUCCUCCCGGACGUUCAGGUAAUCCCGUCCAAGCAGAGGCCCCGCAAGAUCACGAUGCAGGGGGAGGACGGGCGCGACUACGUCUUCCUUCUCAAGGGACACGAGGACCUCCGUCAAGACGAGCGGGUCAUGCAGCUUUUCGGACAGGUCAACGCGCUGCUGGCCAAGGACCGGCGAAACUACAGCCACGACUUGUCCAUCCAGCGGUACGCCGUUUCUCCCUUGAGUCACAACGCUGGGGUGGUCGGGUGGGUCCCGAACACUGACACCCUGCACCAGCUCAUCAGAAACUACAGGGACAGCCGAAAGAUCGUUCUGAACAUCGAGCAUCGACUCAUGACCCAAGCGACGAUACCGUGCGAGUAUGACCCCUUGACCCUGAUGCAAAAGGUGGAGGUGUUCGAGAUGUCCCUACAGCACACAGCGGGUCAGGAUCUCUACAAGGUAUUGUGGCUUAAGUCUCCGCACAGCGAAGCGUGGCUAGAGCGGCGGACGUGCUACACGCGCUCUCUGGCGGUCAUGAGCAUGGUCGGUUACAUCCUGGGGUUGGGAGACCGCCACCCGUCUAACCUGAUGCUCGACCGCUUCACCGGCAAGAUCCUCCACAUCGACUUCGGAGACUGCUUCGAGGUGGCGAUGAACAGGGGAAAGUUUCCCGAGAAGAUUCCCUUCCGCCUGACGCGUAUGCUGGUGAACGCCAUGGAGGUGAGCGGCAUCGAGGGCAACUUCCGAACCACAUGCGAGCUGGUUAUGGAGGUGCUCCGCGAGUCGCGCGAGAGCCUGGUAGCCAUGCUCGAAGCCUUCGUGCAUGACCCGCUCAUCUCGUGGCGUCUGCUGGAAGGGAAGCAAGACGGGGCCGACGCCACCGGUAGCAGCCACCGCUCCACUAGCACUGCCGGGGGUGCUCCCUCCGAAGCUCCCGCUCCCACCGACCCUGUCUCUGCGGCCGUGCCACCCGACAGCGCACAGCGACAGCAGCAACAGCAACAACAGCAGCCCUUGAACGCGUUGCCGCAGCAAGCGUACGCAAUGCCACCCCCGCAAACCACAGCCGUUCCGCAGCAGCCACCGCCGACGCCACGCAUCGGGCCGAUGAAUCCAGGCGCCGCAGCAAAGUGGCAGCAGGAGACCGCGGGGCCAGACGGUGCUGCCUCGAGCAACCCGCCGCCCCACCCGAGCGGCAACGCUGUGGGGAACCCUUCUGCAUCAGUGCGGGUCCCUCUCACCCCGCCCGCCGCCGGGGGGGGGGCGUUCGACGACUGGAGGACGGCCGCCGCUCCGCCGCCGCGGCAGGUUGCCGCUGCCGCUGCGGGUGGUGGUGCCGGCGUGGAGGCCAGCGGCAACGAGAGCGGCGGCGGCGGCGGGAGCCACACCGCGGCCAGCGGACGAGUCUACCAAGACCACUGCGGCCAAGGGUACCACGAGCAGCAGCACGCACCACCGGCGGUUAACCAAUACGCCGGCAGGGUCGGAGUGAGCGGACUGAUGCCACCGCCGCCACCGCCCCCGCCACCCCUACCACUCUCCGCCAGAGCAGUAUCCCACAGGGUGGGCCCCUCCUCUCUAUCGGGCCGCCCCCUUACCCUUCAGCCGGUGCACGAGCUCCGGGCAAGGUACGGGCGCGGCGGGGCCGAAUCCGACACCGAGGUCGGGAGCGACUUGGGCACCGAGGACAACGACGAGACGCCUAGGUCGCCGCAGUCUCCCACUGGCAGCAGAGCGGGCGACUCCGGCGGCGGCGGACGCUCCACCGAAUCCGGUCGAGAUCAAGCCGUCGGGAAACAAGACCCGGGCGGUGAAUGGCCGGGGCAACGCCAGGCCGGCUACGCGAUGGCGGGCGGCGGCGGCGGCGGCGGCGGCGGUUCCGAGAGUGUCGCUGAAGGCGGCGCGAGAGAAGGGUUGCCGCCAGGCGGACGGCCGGAGGAGCUCCGCAGCGUCCCGCCGACGCUGUCCGGGCCCGUCGUCGUCGCCCCGGCGAUCGGUGCCGCUGGCGUGGGAGGCGGGCGGCGUGUGUUCUCCGGGAUCAUCGAGCCGCCCUCGCCUCGCAAGACCGGCGACGGCAUCGACCACGACCACGGGUUCGGUACGUCCUCUCCGCACCAACAAGACGACACGAACCUCCCGGUCCUGGACACGAGCAACGAGGGCGGUGUAGAUGAGGCGGCCGCCGCGAGCGGCGGGGCCUGGGGAACAGCGGGGGUACCGCCGGACCACGGGCCCCCCGUGGGUCGCGAAGAGGAAGGUGGAGGUAAGGAUGUUGCGGGGCCCCUCGGUGGCUUGAGAUCACCGCCCGCGGACGGAACUAAGCGCGGCGAGGCUGUCGAUGGCGGCAACGGUAACACGAAGGCUUUGCCCGAAGGCCGUUCGAGCUCGUCGGUGGCUAUUCAGGGAGACGGACCGGCGGCAGGGACCGGGGACGCGCCAGACGGUACCGAGGAAGACCAGCCCGCGGAGAUGGACGAAGACGAGGAGGAUGAGAUGGUGGCCGAAGCUGCCGCUGCCGCCGCUGCUGCUGCGGCCGCAGCCCGACCUCCUCAUCGGCCUGGAAGCCUGCUGGAGCAGAGCUCGAGCUUCCGGCCUCACAUGCACGUCAGGAUGCAGGCACUCUCGGCCCGGAGACACGGAUUGUCCUUGUCCUCAAGGGCGGGCCUUACGGUUGGUCCCGCCGGCGGCGGGGUAGGCGGCCUCCCCGUGGAGAUGGCUUCCAUCGCACGCUCCAUCGCAGCUUCCAGGUUUUCGCGGAGCACACGGGAGCGGGACCUGCAGCAGGAGCUAGGGCCGGAGGGGACCUCCGCUCCCCAAGAGGCGCUUAACGAGAAGGCGGUUAAGGUCAUCAGGAGGGUGCAAGCAAAGCUAUCUGGUUUGGAGUUCGGGGAUGGCGACGAGCCACCCUACGCCGUGAAGGCUCAAGUCGACUUGCUCAUCAAACAGGCGACAUCCAAUGAAAGGCUCUGCCAGUGCUUCAUUGGAUGGUGUCCUUUCUGGUGACCUUGGACCGCUUGCGAACCGUCAUUGUGAUCUUUAAGUGAAUAGUCGGGCCAGUAAUAAGCGAUCGGGAUAAUCGAUCACCGUUGUCGUGUCCCAGUGAUUCUUCCCACGCAAGGGGAUGGGCGGGGGGGGCAGUCUGUCGGAGGAAUGGACGUGACUUGCCCCGUUGUAUGAAAAUGUUUGAGGGUUGACAACGGCGUGAAUCGGCCGUUGUUAUCCGUUGUGGUGGUAGUAGUAGUAAAAAUAUGAUUCCGCGGGACCCUAGGUCACACCGGUGAUGCACGCGCUUCACACGCAGUAGAUGGCCGAGAUGGUGUGUGGACUGCUGGAGAGUGGCGCAUUUUUUGGUUCCCAGCGCGAAGUCUUUCAAUCAUACUUCGGGCUGUUCGACAACAAACUCUCCCUCGGAUAGCGGCAUUCGGGCUGUAAUGCCUCAGCCGAGCCGCCGAUAGCGGUUGGCUCGUGGUGCUGCCCCCGGGCAUCGUUAGUAUGGCAUCGAUUUUCACGCACGUGAGAUGUAUUUUGUGGCUUUUCUUGGGCGCAGAUAGGGGAGAGGGUCGGUGGAGAUAUAGGCUGCAGCGGGUAAUCAAUCCCGUGGAUCUGGCGGUUCCCGUUGGUCCGGGCUGUGCGUUAUGAGAUACCAUUGUGUGGCAUUGUUGUGAUCAAGCAGUAUGGUGCGGGGUUAUGAUGACCUAGCUGCCUGUUGGCCACCGGCCACGAGAGGACACUCAGUAGUUGUUCGAUUUCUCUUCGGAUGAUAUUUUUUCGUAUUCCGCAGUUCGCCGAAAGACACGUGGUGUGAUAUUCUUUCGUGCAGCAGCGCCAGCAUUACAUGUUAUGUCCCGUCGUGUCGUGCAGCGACCGAGUGGCGAGGUGUUGAGAAGGCGCUGUUUGGUCAUGUUGGAGUUGGAUCUGGCGACGUGUACCUCCGCUAGGAUAGAGAGGUUCAAUGAGUGAUGAGUUAAGCCCUGAUUGUGGUCGUGUUGUUGGAUUUGUCAUGUCCUUCCCCCCUGUCUUGGAAUGUUGUGACUAAGGUGACGGUCUCGCAUGGUUACAGUUGAUACGAGAUGCGCCAUGCGUCAUGCGACGCCGCAGCCAACCGGAAGUCGAAUCUUGUGAGAAUUUAUUUUGCUCCCCGGCGAUACGCCAUGUCUUUGAAGUGAUCAUGAUAGAAGUAGUGUAAUUGGUAAGUGUUGAUCAAAAGUGUGCUAUAGUCGAGGGGUUGUUUUGUUUUGUUCAAUUUUCUUGUUGUUGAGUUGAGUUGUUUCUUGGUGAUUCGCGCCUUUGCGGCGGCUGAUGGUCUCCUGCGCCUUUUCGCAGACUGCCGUUUUGCACCUGAGUUUUCGUUGAAGCUGCUGCACGAUUUUCGGUCAAUCUCCUCCAGAGGAACGUGAGACAUCGCGUGAAUGGUAUGUUAAGUAUACCACGAACACGUGCAGCUCGUCCACUGCUGCACCGUAUGAAUUGGACAGCGCUUUCCAGCGCUUCAACGUAAAUUCAUCCCCAUGCGCGUGAGGGGUGGGUUGGGGGCCUCAGGGAGAGGAACCCGUCUGUGUGACCACGGGUU
This is a messenger RNA of Ectocarpus sp. CCAP 1310/34, 6166 nucleotides long. The record is from the annotation of a GenBank genome assembly. Lineage: Eukaryota; Phaeophyceae; Ectocarpales; Ectocarpaceae.